AUGCAACAUAUUGCCAACGGAAUGCUCUUUCCUAAUACUGGAAGCGAAUUCGAAAAGAUUGCUUUCCUCAUUAAGCUCUUAGAUCUCAAAGGAGACACAUCCAAAAUCACACUCAAGACAAUGGCAGGAGGAAUAACAAAUUCUGUAUACAUGUUAAAGACUCCUACAAAGAAAUCUAUUGUCAGAAUCUACGGAAAUAACACAGAGCAAAUCAUUGAUAGAGUUUCAGAACAAGCUAACAUCAGAAAAGCUAAUUUAAUCAAAAUUUACGCUAGUUUUGAUAACGGUAUGGUUUGCUCAUUCCAAGAAGGCAGAACAAUUGAUGUACCAAUGAUGUCUGACCCGCUCAUCUCAGAUAAACUUGCUAGAAAGCUUGCUUUGUUACACAAAUCCACAUAUUUUGAAAACAAUACAAAGAAUAUUGUCUUUGACCGUAUCUUGAACUUUAUCAAUAAGACUAAUCCAGAAUUUGAGAAGAAUGGAAAGAAAGUCGACAUCGAAGCCUUAUUACACACAUUCUCCAUUUUAAAGAACGAAAUCACUGCUUUAAUGCGAAACCGCCCUCUUGCUCUUACCCACAAUGACCUUCUCUCCGGCAACAUCCUCUGGGAUGGCGAAGAUGUCGGUUUUGUCGAUUAUGAGUAUUCUGGCUAUACAUGGCCUGAAUAUGAUAUAGCCAACCACUUCCUUGAGUGGUGCGGGUUCGAGCUUGAUCUUACUCGUUUCCCAUCCUAUCAGCAGCAAAUUCGUUUCAUUAAGAUCUAUUUGACAAAUCUUUACGGCAAGGAACCUGAACAGAAGGAAGUAGAGCAGUGGCAGACCCGUGUUGAUAAGCUCGUACACCUCUCCCAUUUGUUCUGGGGCUCAUGGGCUUUCUUCCAAGCUGCCAAUUCAUCUGUUAACUUCCCAUAUUUCGAAUACGGUCUCUGGCGUAUAAAGCUUAUUAACUUUAACUUGCCACUCGAAGAAGGACAUCCACUCCUCAAGAAUCAAUUAGUUACUGUCAACUAA
Trichomonas vaginalis G3 is the source of this 1011-nucleotide messenger RNA. Its product is annotated as ethanolamine kinase protein. The transcript has a single exon. Gene Ontology annotation, biological process: phosphatidylethanolamine biosynthetic process; phosphatidylcholine biosynthetic process. Gene Ontology annotation, molecular function: choline kinase activity; ethanolamine kinase activity. Gene Ontology annotation, cellular component: cytoplasm. NCBI's taxonomy places the organism in Eukaryota, Parabasalia, Trichomonadida, Trichomonadidae. The record is from RefSeq and is a predicted model, not a curated record. The coding region runs from base 1 to 1011 and encodes 336 amino acids.